This is a messenger RNA of Entrophospora sp. SA101, 180 nucleotides long. The record is from the annotation of a GenBank genome assembly. Lineage: Eukaryota; Fungi; Glomeromycota; Glomeromycetes; Entrophosporales; Entrophosporaceae.
AUGCCACCAAUACUACAACAAUUCUACACUUCAAUAUCAAUUAUUAUGAGUGAAGACGAUGCAAAAAGUGGAGAAGGCAAGAUAAGAUUGGAAAGAUUGGCAUUCAAUGCUAGAUAUUUGAGUACAAAUUUGAGAAGAAUGGGUUUCAUCAUUUAUACAAUUGCAUCUGUGGGUGACUAA